AUGCCCAAGCCGCCAAAGCCUGUUCGAUCCAUUACUGAAACAGAGAAGAACAGCACACACACUCAGACUAAGCUUGACAAAAUUUUGAAAUCAGGGGCUUUGAAGAUUUACAGCAAGGUGAAACAGCCAACUCAUUUCCUUAACUCUCUUUUCACCGCCAAAAAAUCCAAGAGCUCGUCCUCCGCCCAUGCCGUUCAAUCACCUUCUGGUAGGAGUAGGAGUGGAAAACGUGGUACUGAUCGGGUUAAAAAAACGGUUCGUUUCGACCCUGUGACUGUCAUUGUGGAUGAGAAUGGUCGCUCAUGCGGUCACAAACGGUCACAUGAAUUCCAAGUGUCCGAGAGAACGCGGCGAGUGGAGGAAGCAGCCAGAGAGGAAUUUAGGAGAUACUAUCGUCAAAUCCAGAGAGAUUUUCUUUGGGAUGACGAUGUAGUUUCCUGUUCAAGUUCGGAUCUUUUCGAGCUUGAAAUCUUGAGUAAAUAA
Messenger RNA from Ziziphus jujuba (common jujube), 483 nucleotides. Its product is annotated as protein BIG GRAIN 1-like A. NCBI's taxonomy places the organism in Eukaryota, Viridiplantae, Streptophyta, Magnoliopsida, Rosales, Rhamnaceae. The coding region runs from base 1 to 483 and encodes 160 amino acids. The record is from RefSeq and is a predicted model, not a curated record. The transcript has a single exon. Gene Ontology annotation, biological process: auxin-activated signaling pathway.